AGAGAGAGAGAGAGAGAGGGAGAGAGAGAGUUGUGGAUGUGGGUGGCUCACGCUAGCACAGAGCAAAGGUGCAGCUUGCUAAAAGGAACGCGGGGGGCUCCGAGGGAAGCCCGAGGGCCAACAUGACACCCGGCCGAGCCACGCACGCCGCAGCAUGCGUGGCCCCACAACGGGCAUGACGACGUCGGAUUCAUGGUGACCGCUGCAGCAGCGCUCGCUGGCUCCACAAGGUUCUCGACCGCAACUUGGCCGCAGAGGGUCCGCGGGGAAACAUGGCCGAAGGAGUACCCACCAGGUCCACUGAGCAGGAGGAACGGGCUCCCCACGUCCGGUCAGGAUCAGGCUUCUGCAAAUGGUUCAACGUCCGCAUGGGCUUUGGAUUUAUCUCCAUGACCAGCAGCGAUGGGACCCCCGUCGACCCCCCUCUGGAUGUUUUCGUCCACCAAAGCAAGCUGGUGAUGGAGGGCUUCCGAAGCUUAAAGGAAGGUGUGCCAGUGGAGUUCACCUACAAGAAGUCCUGCAAGGGUCUCGAGUCCCUGCGGGUGACCGGACCGGGCGGGGGACCCUGCGCUGGCAGCGAGAGGAGGCCCAAAGGGAAAGUCCCGCUCCAGAAGCGUAAACCAAAGGGAGACCGCUGUUACAACUGUGGCGGUCUGGACCACCACGCUAAGGAGUGUAACCUGCCUCCCCAGCCAAAGAAAUGCCACUACUGCCAGAGCAUCACGCACAUGGUGGCCCAAUGCCCCCACAAGGUGCUGGCGCCCCCCGCAGGCUCUCAGGACCAACACGCGUCUACCUCCGCCUCCAGCCCGGGGUCGUCGAGCUACCUCGCUCCCCCGGAGGAGGAUGAGCGCUACGGCGCCUCUUCCCUGGGAGGUUCAUCCUCGUCCCCCGAAGAGCCUCAAAGUCACCGCGGCCCCCGGACCCAGAGGUGGAGGAAGUCCUAAAAGAAAGUCUCUUCGUCCUCGACACCACCGCUUCAUCUACCUCACAGCUGUGACAAAAUGGGGGGUUUUCAUUUCUUCAGCUCUUGAUGUGUAUUUGUUGUUAGGGUCCCACGGCGACGAUCCGAGGGAAGCCACGGUGACUAUCCGACGGCUACGGAUGCUGACUUCAAGGGCGCCAUCUUGUGUUCAAUCAGGGCAGCUCAGGAGGCAAACAUGCAACGAUCAUGGUUUGAUUUCCUCCUUAGUAUUAUUCUUUUUAUUUUAUUUUAUACCUACUGUUCACAAAUGUCAUCAUGCUCAAUUACUCUUUUUUUUUUUCUUAACACAUUUUAAGAAGGUUCAUAUGGGAGUCGCCACCUUUUAAGAUGUAAUCCGCGCAUAAAUGACUGUUAAAAGCCAUCUUUAGGGAACCUUAAUGGAUUCCAGAUGGAUCAGAAGAUUUUUUAACCCAUUUUAUAUACUCUCCAGUCACAAUCUAAUGAGAUCCAAUUGAGAGGUGAACGUUUGUAUGCUUGCAAAGCCUUUGUCGUCGUUGUCAUAGAUGGACACGCCUUUUUAUUCCACUAGCUUAGUUUAAUCGGAAGAGUUUCAUUAUGUUAAGAAGACCGCAACGGCUUGAAAAUUAUUAAUAUAUAUGUGAAGUCCGGAUUAUAUCUAUAAAUGAGAAUUUAUUAAGUCAUUUUUUUUCAAGAUCUAACUUAGAUGAUAGCCCUCUUGUGUGUGUAUAUCGUGGGGUGUUUAUGUGAGACCUCAAUCUUUUUCGAGCAAUGGCUGUUUUUAAAAUCAAAAUUCCACAGCACAUAAAAGACCACAUGUUUACUAACGGACCGUCAAAAUAAUGAUUUGUCGAAAGACUCGCUGACAUUGCUCGUGGAGAAUGAGAUUUUUGGGGGGGGAUUUUAGAAUGUACGCGUCUGUCACCAAUGCAGAGAACCAAUCAAUGACCAAACCACGCAAAAGAACAGCCCCCUUUUUUUUUAUUUUUUUUUUGUAUCAUGUACAUUAUUAUUAUUUUUUUCCACUCUCGCGAUGAUGACUGUUCUCAGGGAAUUUCACCCAAAGGAGCAAUUGUCUUCUUUUUGGGAGUCAUCCACUCAAGAGAUAGGAGAGACCGCUCCACUCCAUGUCCUGAUAUCAUGAUCUACCUCUUGAAUUUUUAUUUGUUUUCUGAUACUUUUUGUACUGGGAUUUGCAAGUUGCCGCAAACUCCAAGGUCUUCCGUUUCAUUUUUGAUUAGUUUACAGCAAGACACCUACCUCAUAUGUUCAGCUUUCUUAUUUUUUUUUUCUUCUACCUCUUUUUUUACGUUUGUAACACAGUGGGCGGCUUCGGAGCAGUGCCGAAGCCCUUCGGGAAAGGUGUUGGUCUCGCCGCAUUUUGGGAUGACGCAGUUUAUCAGAACUAUCUCCGAAAAUGGUUCAGUUUUUGUCUUUGGCCAAAUAGUUGCGCCGCCGUUGGUACCAGACGCUUUUUUAUUUUUUAAUAGUUGAGGAUAAUCAGUGGUGACACGCCCUUUUGUGUGGCGGCUCGCGUUUUAUACUAAUGUAGACAUUGGUUAGGCAUUGCAAAGUGUUUUUUUCAAAAAUUUCCCCAUUGAGAUUAAGAAGAUGCAUUUGUGAAGGUUUUGCACUCACACUGGGUCAUCAUGUACUGUGCUUCAGUGAGUCCGUCAUGUUGAUUGCGCACCUCAGCAGUGCUGAAUUAAAAAAAAAAACAGAAAAACUGAGAGGCACCGCUUUGAUUGGCCAUGAAUCAAGUCGGGUGUGUACUCCCACAACGGUGCAAACGCCCAAUUCUAACUUGACCCAUCUGAGAUUACAAAAAAAUCACUCUGUACAGAUGACCUGAUGUGAUGUCAGCUUUUUUUUUUUUUUUUUUUUUUUAAAAUCAUUAUUGUAACACUUUUUACCAAUCAAUGUAACUACUGAUUGAGCUUCAUGUCAAUGUAAAUUUGUAAAGUCAAUUGCUGAGUGAUAAUUGCAUUUGUGUUUUGGAAGGCUUUUCAAUGGGAACAAAUUAGUGAGAUUUUCAUUCCAGGUUACCCCAACGACAAAGUUUGAUGUACUCUUUGCUUUGCGCUUUGCCAUCAAGGUCAUUGUCAGCGGUGAAAUGAAUGAAUGUAUACUGUUUUGCUGAACAAAUAUGCAUUUGAUCAUACUAGUAUGCAGCAAAGUUUCUUUUUUUUUUUUUUUGUCACGGCUUGUGUUAACCAAAGCUCUUACUGGUCCGCUCCAAAAAUGUGUUUUAUUGUGUUUUACUCGAUAGCCUUACACGUGUUAAUUGACUUUCACGUCCAUUGAUUAUGGCUUUACCCUCACAGACUCGAAUGUGUGCAGUUUAUUGUUCAUCAUAAUGGCCUUAUUAUGUCCUUGAACACAAAACAAUCUCGGUUGAAGAAUUCCAACUCGGGCAGUCCACCGCGUAUAUACCUCCUCAUGCUGACAAGUGACCUCGUUGUUGUUUUUGAUUGUGAUGUUGUUGCUUGUUGUUGCGAGAGUCAUAUGAGCUCUCUAUAUUUAGAAAGGUGUGUAAGCACUGAUCAGGUGGGGAAAUGUGCUUUGGUUUCAGAUCACUUCUUUUAACAUGUAUUCUAGGUAAACAGCUUUUUUUUUUUCCUAUUUCUGUAAAUCUUGCAUUGGAUUUUUAAAUGAUUUGAAAUGUCUGAAAUGUUUUACUGGAAUGGAGAAAAAAAUAUUAUUUUUGGCAUUAAAGUAUGUAUACUUUCCUAUUA
Syngnathus typhle (broad-nosed pipefish) is the source of this 3678-nucleotide messenger RNA. RefSeq names its product lin-28 homolog B (C. elegans) (gene lin28b). The transcript has 4 exons. The record is from RefSeq and is a predicted model, not a curated record. The coding region runs from base 273 to 947 and encodes 224 amino acids. Gene Ontology annotation, molecular function: zinc ion binding; nucleic acid binding. NCBI's taxonomy places the organism in Eukaryota, Metazoa, Chordata, Actinopteri, Syngnathiformes, Syngnathidae.